AUGGGAUAUCCAAAAGAAAUCAAACCUUCCAUCAAGAAGGUGGCGCACAAUGUGGUUACCUUGGCCUCGCCAUUCAGCAUGGUGAACGUCGCUAACAUUGGUGCCAGGAUGGCUAUAUUCAAAUAUGGUAACGAGCUUAUUUUCUGGUCGCCAAUUCCAUAUGGUCCUUACAUUGAGGAUGCCAUUGACCUCUUGACUCGGAGAAGAGACAAUCUUUCUGUGACCCACCUUUUUGUUGUCAACAGGGAGCACAAUGUGGUUGCAAAAUCUUACUUGGAGAGGUACCCAGACAUUAAGAUUGUUGGUGGAGAGGGCGCCUUGGGUAAGGACUGCCCAGUUCAUUAUGAAUUCAAGGCUGAAGAUGGCAAUAAGGUGAUCAAAGGUGAAGAAGCCAGGGCUAAGUUCCAUGCUUCAGGCGAAUUCUGGAGUAACCUCGAAUUCGUCUACAUGUCAAAACAUGUGAACAAAGAAUUGGUGAUCUAUGAGAAGAAUCUCCACAUGCUUUUUGAAGGUGAUCUUCUUAUGGAUAUCGGGCGCCCCGACAAUGAGGGAAACUACGAAAGCUACUCACCAUCAACGGGCUAUGCACACCAGUUCAACCCAUUCACUGGCGUCUCUUGGAUGAUUGGACAGAUCAAGGCUGGUGGCUGGUUCGGAUGGAUUGCUCAUUUCGUCUUUUCCAGAACGUGGAGCGCUGAAGGUGCAGCAACAGUUAAGCUCAUCUACGAGGCAUGGGACUUUGACACCAUUGUCCAGUGUCAUGGAAACCUUAUCACUGGCAUUGCCAAGGAUACCUACGCCGAAAUUUACCCUUGGUUGAAGAAGCAGCAGUAA
Molecule: messenger RNA, 834 nt
Organism: Candidozyma haemuli
Lineage: Eukaryota; Fungi; Ascomycota; Pichiomycetes; Serinales; Metschnikowiaceae
Exons: 1
Coding region: 1-834 (277 amino acids)
Source: RefSeq, a predicted model, not a curated record